UGCUAGGUUUAUCAUUUUUACUCGACGAAAUAUUAAUGCGAAUAUUAUCUUUUUAAGUAUUUGCUUUUAGAUAUUUAACAUUUUAAUUGAAGCACGGUUUUAUUACCAUAAGACCAGCCAAAAAAUCACUUUACAUUACUUAAUACAAAAUAAAAUUUGUAUUUUGUCAAAUACCGCUUGGACAUCGUCAACCGUCCGUUCAUCUCUUUAUUUACCCGUUUCUUGUAUUCUGUUCGUAUGUCUUUACUAUUUGCACUUUGUCAAUUCUUCUUCAUUCAAUUUUAGGAAAAUUCUUCUACAAGUCUUACAAGUCUUUACAAUAACAGAAAAUUUGAAAUUUUUUAAUAGCAACUUGCGCAACUGAAUUACUAUGCAAAAAGUUGCUUUCUCUUCUAACCAAGGCAACGCAAUAAUGAACACACUGUAUAUACAUUAUGAUUUACGUAAAUCCAAGUGUAAGCGUAUUAAAAAGCGUCUUGUAUGGGCGUAUCAAAAACACUGUCUGCCAAACCGUCUAGAAACGCACCUAAAUUUUAUACAGGUGUCUGAUAAGUCAAGGCAUUUCUUGAAAUCGUAUAGUUUCAAACCUACAGGGUGUGAAAGUUGUAGUAAUACAGUUUACAAUUUAGCCAUAUUUGAAUAGAUUUUCUUACUACAACUUUAAUCAUCACAAUCAAUUCAAAUUAAUUUCGAUGAACACCUUUUCUAUCCAAUUUUGCAUUUUCGGGUAGGUUAAAAAAAAAUCAAAGACCUUUAUUCCGUGUUGAUUGUUCGGCUACCAGCAAGCACUCGUCAUUGUGGCCAAUAUUUUCCAUUGGCUUUUGUUUCAUGCUUUACCGACACGGCGAAUUUCACUCACCCAGAAAGAAAUGAUCGGUUCUUUCAUUGAAGCCGAUGGGAAAACGGCAACCGCACCAUCAGAUUUUCCCCACCCCUGGAAAAUCUUUCGCAUCUUGAAAUCGCUCCGCGAAUUGUCAGUCGGAUGAUGCCCUUUGCACUGUUUUCCAUCCUGGAUCCGGUUUCCGUUUUCCCACAAUCUACGCGAAAUUCGCAUCUCUGAAAUUUGCCUCAAAGUUAGUGGUCGUGUCAAGUGUGUUGUGGGAUUCACAUUUCUAACCGAAUUAUCAACUGAAGUCCCCAGCUAGUGCAGUGACUUGUGUGAGGUGAGCUCAGCUAUGUGGACUCUAUAAAGUGCGACAUCUUAACUCGUCGAAAAUGCCUCUUUCAUCCCUAUCCACAUCCAAGCUUGAAGCCUAGAAAAAAAUCCCAAUGCUUCCAGCUCUAGGCACGAAUCCAAUCGGCAUUAACAUAGAAGCCAGUAUUGGUGCUCGAAAUAUCGUGCCUAAUAGAUCAUCUCCAAUAUGUGUGGUGACUUGUGAUCAGAUCUUCGAUGUUUUGUUGUUUUUCACUAGAGUCUGGGGAGUGCUGACGGCAAUAGUUUUAGCUGGAGUUGGAGUAGACUUCAUUUACCAUGGACGAUAUCCAGGAUAUUGGCUGAUUGCAUAUGCAGUAACGAUAUUUUUUCUGGAGACUUUGUGUGUGCUGACGCUGUUCCUAAAGCUGACAGUAAGGGUUGACCAUAAGUUAUGGCAAAUAUGGAGAUAUUGCACAUUAAUCGACGAUUGGAAGAAAUCCCCUCUAUAUAUCUUCAUGGGCUUGACGACUAUGUACAAACCAUACAAAUUAUGGCUUGUUUAUGCAGGCGGAGCGGCAGCAAUUUUUUUGGGCCUGUUGCAUCUGGGAUUGUCCAUUUUUCACAAACUUUUAAAGAGGAGAAUGAAAAAAAAGGAACACCGAUCGGGCCAAAGCGAUUUGGAUAGCUUAGAGAGUAGGUUUGAAGAAGUCACAGACGUUUUAGAUGAUUGUAUACCAGAACCCAUGCCUGGAAGCAGCGUGUCGCUUUCUGAUAGUCUGCAUCCAGAUAACGAUUCUUCAAUUCUUGAAAUAUGACCAGAAGUACAUGAUGCUCCAGAUUUAUUUAGGCACAUCAUAGACUGUACGCAUUGGGAGUCUGAAGUCAAAAAUGACGACUUGAUCAUAACUUUGUAAAAUAUUUUAAAUAAGUGUCAUAAACGUAUUUAGGAUAAUUUAAUUUAGGAUAAUUAGGAAAUAAAUUUAAUUUAGGAUAAUGCCUACUUUAAGCGAUUAGGGCUGUUCCUCAUUUAGUGACAAGCUCUGGAAAGUUAGGAAGUAAAAURGUAAAAAAUGCAUUAAUUUUAAAAUAUAAAACACUAAAAUACCAAAAGUUCACUUUUGAACUACAGAAUUCUGAUUUUGCAAUAAAAUCUGUAACUAAAAUAUGACGCUUGUGAGUUUAAGAUUGCUUCUAAAAAGUAAAUCGUUAAUUUGCAGCUUUCGAUCAUUUAGCUUAUGAUUUUCACAAACAGAAAAAAGUGAAAAAUUUGCCUAUUUGCAAUUAAAAUUAAAGGUGAAAAUUGCCUAUUUCUUAAAAUAGUUACUACCUAAAAAUUAGUUAUUAGACAUGGAAACUAUUUUACUACGUUGUUUUGUAUUUUCGUCUAAAUAGUCACUUAAAUAUUUCGAUAUUGUAUUUUUAUUUUACCGACUUGAACUUCAGUUAUUUGAAAAAAUCAAAAAAUUUAAAAAAAGUUUAAUCACAAAAGUCGUAGCAGAAGCGUAACUCGUGCUUUCCCAACUGUAUUACUAGUACUAUAAAAAAAUUAAAAUCGCUUUGCAAAAUAUUGCUGUAUUUUAAAUCUGUUUCAAAUACAGCAUUGAAAACAGGAAUUCGUAUGUUUUGCUAAUUUUAUUUUUAAUUUUUAUUAGGGCUUCUACUGUUGCAAAAUUUGUAUUUCUUGACAUACGUAGCAAGCAAAAAAACAAGUUAGUGUGAUAACUUCGCUACUAACAAACAUUAAUAAAUUAAUUAGAACAAUUAAUGUACAAAGCCAGCUAAUUUGUUUUCUUUAUUGAUAUAUUGAACUAUAAAAAAUGUGUAAAAGUGUUUUAACAUUAUUAGCAAAUAAACGGGUGUUUUACUUUCAAUGCAAACACACAAGCAUGUAGGUAAUAAAACAAUAUUUUUUUACUAAAAAACAUAAUUUUUUUAUUAACUUAACUAAUUUAUUCUUGCUAAUAUUCUUAACUAAUUAGUUCCAUCGACUUGCUUUUCUAAGAAAUAUGACUUCUUCUAUUUUAAACGAAUGAAAAUUCUAAUAAAGAAGUCACAGCAGAUCAAGGACGCAAAAUAAAACCCUGAGUCGACUUUACACUGAAAGUAUAAUAGUACGUAUAGUUCAUUUUCUUGAUAUUCAGAAAAUGUUCUCUGAAGAAUGCUCCUUUUUCUGAAUAAUAAAAUGUGCCCCGACAUGAAGGUGGCAUUUUUGAUGCAACGGAAUAGCUAGAUUCCACUUGCCUUGUUCCACCAUUGCUUUAUUUUCAUCAAAUAUUCGAAGAAUUUCAGAGUUUUCGACUACAUUUUGUGGCAUGUUCUCUCGCUCAUUUUAGUUUGAAUUUAAAGUUUAUUUAGAAACUACUAAGCAUAGACAAUGUUUAAAACAUAAAACUCAUAUAUUACUUGCAAUGCAUAUUUAAGUUUUCCGCAUGAAAAUUACUCGCUUUUCUAUCUCAUUCAUGUUUAAUAUACUUUCCAGCCCUUACGGAAAUAUGACCAACAGUCCUGUAUAAUGUAUUGCCAGUUUAAGGAGAUUUGUACGAGAUUGACUUGAAUAAAUCCUGGCAUAAUAUUAUAAGUGUUCUCAUCUGCUGCAAUAUCUAAAUGGAACUUGUAAGUGGCAGUAGAGAAAUGGAUUAAAACAGAUAAAUUAUUAUUUUAGAAAAUAACGCGUAGUAUUGCUCCCUCCAUAGGUAAUAGAUGUGCUUUGAGGAUAUUUCGAAAUGAUUCUGAUUUUUAUAAGCUUUCAUGGUAUUGAUUAUCAUUAGAUAUAAGGAGAUUUUUUGUUAAACGUUCCCAAGUUUAAAUAUUUUAACACGUUAAGUUGCUUAAAAAGUUACUCAAUAUAUCAAACUUUUACACCGAUUUAGAUGAUUUCAAUAAGUGGCCAACAUUUAGCUGCCUCAUAUACUUUAAAAUUGCUUAUUUUUCAAAGCAUGAAUGCUUGCAAGUUUCCAAAAAUCAGUGUUCAAAUACGAAAAAUGUACUUUAUCAAUGAAAAUACUUUAUACGGUUCCUCGUCUUGUACAGAGUAAUUGCUUGCUAAUUAAAUUAUUCAUGUUUGUAAGAAGCUGUGAAUAUUCGAAACUCGACUUUUAUGCAUCCACAUCUGCUUUGCUCAAUUUUGGAUGAUAUAAAAACGUUUUAUACUAUGCCGUAGAAUUUUAGUAUAAAGUAUAGUAAACAGCUCUUGAGAAUGUUUGAUUGCCAAACUUUGUGGGUACUUAGUUUAUCAAUAUUCCCAGUAAAUGACUCAUUAAAUAUUAAAUUGAUCAUUCUAGUUUAAUUACUCGAACAUGAAUGAAUACAUUCAAUGUACAUUUGAUGAUUUCUGCAUGAUUAUGCAGAACCAUGUGCAUGUCCAAAAGUUAAUUUUUAAUGUUCUUUGUUGCUAGUAUAAUUUAUAGUCUAUAAACUAUUUCCAAGCUGUAUCAGCCAAUAUGUAUGUUGUUAUUUCGA
Molecule: messenger RNA, 4594 nt
Organism: Dendroctonus ponderosae (mountain pine beetle)
Lineage: Eukaryota; Metazoa; Arthropoda; Insecta; Coleoptera; Curculionidae
Exons: 7
Coding region: 1270-1950 (226 amino acids)
Source: RefSeq, a predicted model, not a curated record